This is a messenger RNA of Hydractinia symbiolongicarpus, 2169 nucleotides long. RefSeq names its product ELMO domain-containing protein 3-like. The record is from RefSeq and is a predicted model, not a curated record. NCBI's taxonomy places the organism in Eukaryota, Metazoa, Cnidaria, Hydrozoa, Anthoathecata, Hydractiniidae. The transcript is spliced from 4 exons. The coding region runs from base 212 to 1492 and encodes 426 amino acids.
UUUCAUUUUUUAAAGUGUUAAUUCAUUUCAUUGAAAUGUACAGCCUUUCACAGAAAUAAAAAUUGAAACUAGGUGUUUUGGCUCUACUGAUAUUAUUAUUUUUAGUUUGAUUUCAGGAUGUGAAGUUUUUAAAGAAGUUUUCAAAGUGGUGUCUUAGUAUAAAUUCAAUCUUCAAUCUAAAUUUUUUUAAUAUCUUUGUUUUUAGACAGUAAUGGGAACAGAAGAUGACGAAGUCAUCACUGGGUUAGAUGCUGCUGGUGAGGAAGCCUUCAGAAAUUUAACACAAGAACAAAAAGUUGAAGACAUAGGUGAUGAUGAGUUUGAUUAUGAUGAACACGAACUGCGUUACACAAGCAAAGAGGGUGACAAGGUUCCAAGCAACAGUGCAACUGAAGAAACUAAAAAUAACAAUUCCGUAAAUGAACCUAACCAACCUGAAAUAAUACAUCAGUCUGAUUCUGAAAAUGUCACAAUACCAACUGUAAAUGCAGAAGAAGGGAUAGAAGAACCUAUGAAUGAGAUUGUUGCAUGUAUUGACAAUCAGGACAAUGACAUUAGAACUACGUCAAGUGAACAGAUAUCUCUGGAGUAUAUGCAAGCGAAAGACGAAUGGAAUAAUGUUCAAGAAAUUGCAAUAUCCACAGAACCCUCCACAAAAUCGAAAAGUUCUUCUGAUUGUAUUACAUUUACGGAAGCUUUGGAGCAUUUUGAGACACUCAAAUUAGCCGACUACAACAACAAAAUUCGUCCAUACAUUCGUCACACUGGUGUUUCAUCUUUAUGGCACAUCAUCUCAGGACCACCGAAGUUAUCGAAAAACUUAACACAAGAAAGAGACUUAAUAUUUGUUUUAGCUGCAGUUACAUUUGAUAAUUCCAACGAGACGCAUAUUAGAAUUUUACAAACGGUUUACAGAAAAUUAACGAAAACGAAAAUCGACUGCCCCCGGUUUGGACAACAUUGGGAGAAUAUUGGAUUUCAAGGGAAUGACCCGUCGACAGACCUUCGUGGUUGUGGCAUGCUUGGACUUCUCACCACUCUGUAUUUCAUCACAUCUAAAGAUACAUCCCAACUGGCAGCUACUGUAUAUCACCUGUCACAAGAUGAGAUUCAAAAUUUUCCAUUUUCUGUCAUGUCGAUUAACGUGACCAGGAUUGCGUUACAGAUACUUAGAGAAGGGAAGCUGAACAAGACAUGUAAUGCGAGAAUGAAAGAGAAAAGCGGUAAAUAUCGAAAUGACUUCGAUCUAGUAGUUUUCGAAGUGUUUCUCGAACUUUACGUGGCUAUAUUUCACAAGAUUUACUAUAUUUGGAAAACAGAAGGAAAAACUAUGACAGAGUCUGGAUUCGUGGUGAAAAACGUUGAAGAUUAUGCAAAAAAGAAACCACUUGAUUUAAUGAAGAAUUUUGUUAAGUUGACUUCAAAAGAUACUCAUUUAAAAGAAACAGAAAAAAUUCAGAGUUUUGUUGGAGUCGAAGAUCUCGAGGAAUGAAAAAUGUCUUUAGAAGGAGAACAUACCUUGACUGCACGAAAAACGCUAUGUUAUAUGAGGAUUCUUUGAAGUCAUUGAAAUAGUGUUUGUCUUCAUGUCACAGGAAUACCAGCAGAGAUAUCAGCUUGUGAUGCAUUACUUUAUUUACUGACUUGUUUCAUUGGGAUUCAAAUUAUUUUUUUUCGCAACGUGGAACAUUAACUAUAAUAAUAUUAAUAAAUGUGGUAUGAAUUCGACUUGAUGGAAUUCGAAAUCAACCACUACAGAAAUUCGGAUCUAUCUUUUUAGCAUAUGGAUCAUACAAUUACUCACGUGUGUUUAUAACAAAACAAAAUGUAUAUAUUGUAAUUUUUUGGUCAUAUUGGAACUGUACACAUUGCAUUGUAUCCACUAGAAUUGUGUAAAAUUAAGCGCAUAUACUUAAUAUAUUAAAUUUUGCAUAUAAUUUUGUUUAUAUCGACAGUACAUAGAGUUAAUGGUUAUUACUGGUGAAACUUCAUGGUUCUUAUGCUCCCUAAUGAGUUUUUUAAAUUGCAAUUUUUUUUAUCGGAAUACUUUUUUUUUACCUCUAGCUGGUUCUAGAGAUUAUUUAUUAACUAUACUAUUGAUUUUAAUGUGUAAAAGUCGAUGUAAAUUGAUUUCGAAAAGCACACCAAAACAAAAGUUGAAUGGACUGA